AUAAUCUGGUUCAACUUGGCCUCAAAUGCAGGACCUGGUCUUCCUCUUCAUGACAUCUGCAAGAGACCCAGGAAUAGUGCCAAGGAACACAAGAACACCACCUGAAGCUGAUGAAUUACUGCUUGGCUCCAACACACCAUCCAUGGACUGGAGCGAUGGGAGAACCCCACAGAUGAGGUUUCGCCGGGCCAAGGAUGUCAUUGUGAAUGGCUUCGCAGUGAAGGUGAAGUUUUGCGAGACCUGUCUGCGGUACCGCCCACCACGAUCCUCGCACUGCUCCAUCUGCAACAACUGUGUCCACAAGUUUGAUCAUCACUGCCCAUGGGUUGGUCAGUGCAUUGGACUUAGGAAUUACCGCUACUUCUUCCUUUUCAUAGCAACAUCAACUUUCCUGUGCAUAUUCAUCUUUGUUUUUGCAUGGCUGAGUGUCUACAGCCAAAUGAAAGACAACGGUGGCUCUAUGUGGAUGGCCUUGCGCAAGGAAGCAUACUCUUUUGCGCUAAUCAUAUAUACUUCCAUUGUUGUUUGGUUUGUCGGUGGCCUCACUGUAUUCCAUCUCUAUCUGAUCGGUACUAAUCAGACAACAUAUGAGAACUUCAGAUACCAUUACGACAAGAAAGACAAUCCCUACCGAAAGAGAAUCGCAGCAAACUUUGCGGAAGUGUUCUUUACCAAGAUACCUCCUCCAAUGACCAAUUUCCGUUCGUGGGUAGGUGAGGGUGCACUUGAAGCUGGAUUUUACACUCCGUACAUUGGGCUGGAUGUGACAACCCCGAGGGAGAAGAUUGAUCUAGACAGGGAAAACAAAGAAGUACUUGUUGGGGGCGUGCAGAUCCCAACAGUACUUCAGAAUAUAGACUAUGGUUCCUUUGAAGAUAGCUCAGAGGACAAGAACAGGAUUGAGGGCGAAAAAACAGUGCAUUUUCCUUCAGCUUGGGCACAGGGAAAUGAAGGUGCUGGAACAUCUGCAACAGCUACCACAGCAUGCAACGAUGAAACAAGCGAGGACGAUCUUAAUGAAAUUGAUAGCCCGAAUAUAACUUCCACUCAAGCAUCUGCAGAAGCUAACUCAGAACCACCAGGUGAGGGUGAUGCUACAGAAAGUGAUAGUUCAAACAGAACUGCCCAAUCUCCAGGAGCCAUGAAUCCAUGAUCAAAUAGCUUCCUUUAGAUGUGUAUAUCUGGGAAUUUGUUUGUAGAUAGCUAGAUAUGGCCAUUGUGAUUUGUGGUUGACAUGAUUCUUUAUAACAUACAUGAUAACU
Molecule: messenger RNA, 1262 nt
Organism: Panicum virgatum (switchgrass)
Lineage: Eukaryota; Viridiplantae; Streptophyta; Magnoliopsida; Poales; Poaceae
Product: probable protein S-acyltransferase 4
Exons: 3
Coding region: 26-1153 (375 amino acids)
Biological process (GO): protein targeting to membrane; peptidyl-L-cysteine S-palmitoylation
Cellular component (GO): Golgi apparatus; endoplasmic reticulum
Molecular function (GO): protein-cysteine S-palmitoyltransferase activity
Source: RefSeq, a predicted model, not a curated record